AUGUCUGUGGCGGCCCACUCCCGGCUGGAGACGGACGGGUACGGAGUGCCGCAGUAUAGCGGAGAGCCCGACGCUUUCGAAGAGUACCAGGAGCAAGCCUGGGACUUGUAUCAUGGUCGGGAUGGCAGUGACCAACUUCAGGCGGCCGCCGCUGUUCACCUUCGAGCUGGCCUCACAGGAGCUGCUUACGAGGCCGUGCGCAAGAUCACCCACGAGAAGCUGAAGACGAAGGACGCCGAGGGCAAGCCUGCACCCGCCGGCGUGAAGAUCUUGCUGGAGACGCUGAAGGAGAACAUUGCAGCGGAGGCACCGGUGAAGGUUGGAGAACUUUUCAUGACUGCCUUCUACAGCCCGACCAUCUGGAGGCAGCCUGGCGAGACAAUGCAGCAGUACAUUGUGCGCAGGGACCAGGAGUUCAAGAGGCUGGAGGAGGUUCUUGCGGACGAGCGCACGCAGGCGAUCAUGCUCCUGACCAACGAGUACAACCUGAAGCAGAUUGGCCACGCGCUCAGGAUCCAGUACCCAAAUGCCUCCAACAAGCCGGUCCUCAGGAGAGACUUCAUCGGAGCAUCUCGUGGCCAGGCACAGUUUGCGCAGACGAGGCUUAGGCCAAAAAGGUCAGCCGCAAAAGAGAAGACCGAGCGCCGGUCUUUGACCCAUGCCUAUCUCAGAGAGGACGACGAGGGCGAGGACAACGACGAGGCCUACUACGAGGACUUUGGCGACGGCGACGCGGACGCCUGUGCGGAGUUCUCCGACCUCGAUGACGCCGCUGCCAUCGACGUCCUCCUUCAGGACUGCGCCUACGAAGAGACGCCGAGCUCGCGGAGGAAAGGCGCCGCCGGCCAGGGCGCGGGCAACAACUUCCCCUUCAAGGUUCAGGGUGAGAUCUCCUUCGACAAGGCCCGAGACGCAAGAAAGAAGGCUGUGUCCUUCCUCAAGCAUACCGGAAAGGGCAACGCGACGGCCAAGAAGAAGCCCCUGGCCAAGAAGAAGGGUGCCGACGACGUCCAGGACUACGAGGAGCAGUACUUUGUGGACCACCUCGAGUCCCCAGACGGCGUCCAGGCGAGCAACAGCGUCGCUUUAACGAACAUGAAAGGUGCCCAGGCUGUGCCCAAGGACACAAAGGUCAUUUUCGGCAACGCGUUCGAGUUCCCCGAGGGCGAGACCGCGACUGGAGGCACCGCAGCAGAAGCCUUCAUGACCUUCAAGAACACCGACCUUUGCGAGCACGCCUCUUCGAAUGGAGGAAAGGAACGGCGGCAGGUCGCGAUGUGUACCUUGUGGGGAUCGCGCGCAAGGUCCAGAGCUUUGUUUCAACGUGUCACUUCUGUCCGUGGACAAGCGCUGGAGGAGGAAGCUGCAGAGAAGACCCGGCAACAGUAUCCACCACAGCAAGGCACCUCCAGCCGCGACUUCUGCGUACCCGCCUUUGCCCGAGAGGAUGCCCCAGCCUGGAGCAGGCGCUUGGACCGUCGUCCCGGACACGAGCGCACCACCUGGCUCGCGACGACUUGCCGCUUCCCCGCAGCCACCGUGAGGAGUGGGAGGUGGUCAACCCGGAAACCUCACCGAAGAGCUGGCGACAUUGAAGAGCUUGCCAUCUUGGACUCAGGCUGCGCGAAGACAAUUGGCACCGCCUGGUCGGCUCGCUUCGAGGCUGAGCUGAAGAAACUGGGGCUUAGCUUCGAGUCCAGGUCGAUGAAGCAGAACUUCAAGGGCGUUGGCGGCCGCGUAGCCAGCAACGUCAUGAAGGUCUACCCGAUCGCCGUCCAGGGCAUCGAAGUACACAAGCGAGGCGCACCGUUUCCUUUGAGAACCUCGGGCCACCUUGCGGUCAACAUCCUCGACUUCAACGACGCCGCCGCGCAGCUCUAUGUUGGAACCUCGGCCGGCCCCUCGUCCAGCGACCAACGGCCUCAAGAAGAUGGACCGAGACCGCUGUCAGCCGAGGAGUAUGACGAGAUCAUGCGGGUCUACAGCCAGGACUACGAGGUCCCAGAAGGAUGGUGCCCCGAUGACUGGCACGACCACCAGGACUUCAUCGAGCUGAUGCGCCAGGAGGUCGGCGACCUUGACGACGGCGUGAUGGAUGGAGACGUCACGGAGGAUGUCAACUACACGGAGGAGAUCCUUCUUGCCGAGCCCCGCCUGAAGAAGCGGACGACCAGCAAAAAGGGCGAAGCUGGACGCCAUAUGGGCCUCUCGCUCCUCUGCGUCUAUGCUGGCAUGCUGAUUGGCGCCCCGCUCGACAUCAACAUCGCCGACUGGGGCGGCUCCACCAAGAAGGGGCUCCAGCGCGUGAACAACGACCUGCAGCAGGAGGACCCGUGCCUGCUUGUGAUCACCCAUCCCUGCUCACCUUGGGGUGCCUGGUCCAGGUUCAACUUGGCCCGCAGCGGCGCUGCAGAGAUGACAGUCCUGGAGGCCAGGGCAGAGAGCAGAAAGAUCCUGGUCAACGUGAACCGUCUUGUUCGCAACCGCCGGGCCAAGAGACACGUCUUCAUCGAGCAGCCCCGCGACUCUGAGUGGUUGCUGCAGCCCGAGACGGAGGACAUUCAGCGCCUCCUGAGCGACGGCGUCCUCAUCAAGGUGAUUGCGGAUGGCCGUCAGCUCGGGUACUGCGAUAAGGAGACCGGCGCACAGCGUUGCAAGCCGACUUCCUUCAUCACCUCCAUGUUUGUGGCUGAGUCUGUCUCGGGGUGCCUUUGCCCGCGCGACCACUGGCAUCAGCGCUUGGAGGGCAGCAACAAGUACGGCCGCAGGACUUUACAGGCGGCGACUUGGCCCGACGAGCUCAACCGCAAGGUCUUGGGCGUGAUGCUCCAGCAGUCUGUCGUCGAGGCUACCUCCAUGGAGAACGCCAAGGAGGAGCGUGGCGCGUUUCCAGUCUACAUGCGGCCAGACCUCCAGUUCGACAAUGCCCUGCCUGUACCUGGCGCGGAGUUCAUCGGCCUCGACCAGAGAGACGUUGAAGUCGCACCUGGUGACAACAGCUCUGCUAGGGCAGCUCAGGCCGCUCGCCUCGAACCUGUGUUGAGCAUCACCGAGGCAGACCGGAGACAAAAGUGGCAGGUGUCGGCUGACAUCAGGACGGUUCUACGAGACCUUCACGUGCAGUUCGGCCACCCGACAACCACGACCAUGAUGCGCAUCCUUCGGAGGAUGAAUGCCAAGCCGGAGGUCAUCUAUGCUGCCCAGUUGCUACCCAGUAAAUACGUCUUCAACCGCCACCUCCUCCUGGAUACCUUCUAUGCCAAGGACGUCAAGUUGACCUUGUACUCCUUCUUGAACAUUGUCGACGAUGCGACCGGCUUCCAGGUGGUCUGUGUCUUGGAACAACAGCGCUUUAUCGCGAGCUGGAGCAGCUGGGCCGGGCUUCCUCAGAGCCUGCAGGUGGACCAGGGAAAGGAGUAUCUUUCAGCCUUCGCCAUAAGGCUCCCUGGAUCCUUGCUCAGCAGUCCUGAACGAGAUCAGUUGGAAGUGCUCGAGGCGGCGACCCAAGGAGCGCCGUGGCCCGAAGCUUGGGGAUCCGUGAGGCUGCUCGAGUUGCGCAAGUUCGCCUCGAUACCGAUGGGCGAGUGA
Molecule: messenger RNA, 3588 nt
Organism: Symbiodinium pilosum
Lineage: Eukaryota; Dinophyceae; Suessiales; Symbiodiniaceae
Source: the annotation of a GenBank genome assembly